This is a messenger RNA of Cuscuta europaea, 1046 nucleotides long. The record is from the annotation of a GenBank genome assembly. NCBI's taxonomy places the organism in Eukaryota, Viridiplantae, Streptophyta, Magnoliopsida, Solanales, Convolvulaceae.
GGCAUUGGCAUGAUGGACAUUUUUUAUUGAAUGGACUAGUAAUAGAAAACUGCGUCCAAAACUCCAAAUGACCUAAACGGAGGCCCGUGGUCGGCAGUGCACCUUGACUCCUUUGAUUCUAGGUUAGGAUCAACCAAAUUGUAAGUUUGAUUUGGUAUGCAGCAGUUCAAUUGACUUAUUGCUUCCGCGGAAGGGAAGAAGAAAGGGCAAGAACAAAAUCGUCCUAGUUAUAUAGGGUUGUGGAGUGUCGGAUCACUGACAGAACACAGCCACGGCGACGUCGCGGAGGAAAUGUGGUGGCACGGUGGAGGAAAUGGAGGCGUAAUUAGAACAUUCGUCAGAUAUAUGUCGAACUCAAGAAAGCGGGCACCCAAUCUGAGGAAGAUCAAUCCGAAAGUAUCCCAGCAAGAGGCUGCCUCCAUUGCUGAAGAUCUGUACAAUGUCAUAAAACAACACGGCCCGCUCAGUGUUUCCAACACUUGGAACCACGCCAAGGAUGCUAAUAUCAGUGGAUUAAACAGCAAAACACACAUGAAGAUAAUGCUUAAAUGGAUGAUGGGUAGACACAUGCUGAAAUUAUUCUGUAAUCACGUUGGCUCCAACAAGAAAUUUCUGCUUUCGUCUUUGCCUGAGGAGCCUGGAGCCACUCCAGUAAAUGAUGCUGGUGGGGAGCUGAAGGUUAAGGUGCAGCCUUCAAACAGAAGCAGAAAGCGUACCCGGUAGUUGAAGCUCAUGUUGCAUGCAGUAAAGGAACAUCAGAACAACCUGAAUAAUAGUAGCACUUUUGAAUGCAGCAGGCAUACGAGCUCCACUGGUCUUGGAUUUUUUAAUGAAUUGUUAUGUGUUGAAACAUUUAGUAUGUCCUUAUUGUUCUUAGAUGCUCUCUAAUUGCUCAUUUCAUUGUUUAAUGCAAUCAGAUCACAAAUCCAGAACAUUCAUGCCAUCGACUGGAUUCAGCACUGGGAAUAUGGAUGGACCCUAUCUAUUUAUGGACCAGCUGAUUCUGGUCCAGACAUUCAUGCUAUGUGACUCUUAACUGCUCCAGG